AGCUUGGACGCUCUUCGUUUGUGCUCUCCAACGUCGGUUCCCGCAGCAGCAUCCAGCCAGCACUUUCAAGGAUUUUCUAACCAACAGUGUGAGGCAAGCUCGAGCAGACCUAUUCCGGACCGAGCCGUCAUUCGUGUUCCAACCGUUCUGCUAGCUGCACGUGUUUGCAACUUUGCUUUGUCUUCACUAUCGCUUGCUGUACCAUCAAUUGCAAAAUAAAACUGUAUUUUUAAACAAAAUGAGCAUUCGCUCGUGGUGAUUUGAAAGUGGUCGUAAAGUGUCGACCGUCGGCAUACUUUUGAGCUGCGAGUUAUUGGCUGGAUAAGUAGUGACGGUGAAUUCUGAAAGUGAAUCGUUUGAAAUUGGUGUGAUUACAUUAUAUUUUCCGCUGAUAAGAGCCCUCGUCUGGGCUGAUUGUCAUGCCUGCCUGCUAAUAAAGGUUUAUACACCUCCAAAUGGCGAAUGAGUGCUUACAACCAAUCAAGAGGGUGGCGUGAAUCUAAUAACCACAUUGUCACUUGAUAACAAGUUAAACGCAUGUCGAAGAUAAGAUUACCUGAAAAAGAAGAGCAUGGUGAAUAGUGUAAAUCUAAAUAAAUGUGAUACUUGAUCGCUAGCAACCAAAUUGGGAACUACUGAAUCAAAGCACGUAACAAGUCCUGCAUCAGCGCACGGAAGCUUUACAUUGCAAGAACGGAACAUGCUAAGAAUGUCACAUAGCCCUCCGGCUUGCAAUUUUCACGUUCACAAUCCAAUACCUAACAGUACAUAAAGCUUUCAAAAGCAACGGAAAAAUAUCCCACUACUUCUAUUAGUGUUAUCGUUCCUGUGCAUCCCAGCUUGGUAGUCAAGAAGAAGGGAUUUCAAAGAGUAAUUCUACCAGUUGCUUGGAAUUUCUUGAAGCCAAAAUCAAUAUUUUUUGCACUUUUUUUUUUAUAAAUACUUAAUGUGAUUGAAAUUGGAACAUAACGAUGGAGACAACAAAUGAAAUGGAAUAAGCAACGAGAUCAUCACAAUGAUGCAGCGUCAAUCGAUUAUGAAUCUAUUUUUGGAGCAAUAAGCAGAAGUCCAAAAUCGAUGCACUCGAAACGUGCUGGGAUAAUUUAAUUUUUUUCCGAUUGAGGAAAAUUGUGGAGUAAAAUUGCAACCCAACCAGAGUAGACAAUAAUGACAAUAAUAUUAGUACCUUAUAGCGAGUAGAUAUUAACGAAAGAAUUUUCUUUGGUGACAAGAAAAACUACUUCUUUCCACUAUACCACACACAAAAACAAAAGCCUCCGACGCUCAGUUUUGGUCACACUUGGACAAAAGAUUUUCAAAAGCUCUCUUUCGUUCGGCUCAACCGACAGCUUCCAUAAGCACUCAAACACAAUGGAUCUAAAGCACUCGAGCGUACCAGAAGUGACGGUAGUUGCCGAUGCAUACAUGCCCGGCAGCAAAUCCUCCGAUCUGAUAAAGCCACCCAUCAAUGGAUCAAACGCAACGCUGGACAAGCCCGCGCUGCCACCGGGGGAAUUCAAGAUGUACAAGCGACGAUGGCUGGUGCUGGCAAUUUUCGUAAUGUAUUCCGCCUCGAAUGCGCUCCAGUGGAUCCAGUACAGUAUUAUAGCGAAUAUAGUUCAAAGAUAUUAUAACAUAAGCAGCACAUGGGUGGACUGGACGUCAAUGAUCUUCAUGAUACUCUACAUUCCAUUAAUUUUCCCUGCAAGCUGGAUAUUAGAUAAACUGGGUCUGCGUAUAGCUGCAAUCAGCGGAGUGUUGGGCACAUGCCUAGGAGCAUGGAUAAAAUGUUUUUCCGUUCAACCCGAUUUGUUUUGGGUCGGUUUCAUCGGCCAGUCGAUCGUUGCGGCGUCCCAAGUGUUUAUCCUGUCACUGCCGGCCAAGGUUGCUGCCGUUUGGUUCGGACCAGACCAAGUAUCGUCAGCUUGCAGUAUCGGCGUUUUCGGCAAUCAGCUUGGAAUUGCCGUUGGCUUUUUGGUGCCACCCAUGUUGGUCCAGAACCACGAUGAUUUGAAUCUUAUUGGUGAUGACCUUCGAGUUAUGUUUUACAUCGUAGCAGGAUUUACAAGUUUGCUUGUAAUUUUGGUGCUUGUCUUUUUUAAGGCGGCACCACCAACUCCUCCGUCGGCAGCCCAGGAGGCAACGCAGACACCUAAUCCCCUUCAGUCGUCACCAUUUAUUCAUUCCAUCAAACGAUUGUUGCUAAACCGAAACUACGUUCUCCUACUCAUUUCGUACGGAAUGAACGUUGGUGUAUUCUACGCUAUCUCAACCCUUCUGAAUCAGAUCGUGCUUACUCAUUAUCCUGGACACGAGGUGGAUGCCGGUCGAAUCGGUGUUUGUAUUGUUUUUGCCGGUAUGCUGGGUUCCGUUGCUUGUGGAAUCGUGCUUGAUAAGACCCAUCGAUUCAAGGAGACAACGUUGGCUGUUUACAUUUUCACCAUGAUUGGGAUGUGGAUUUAUACCUUCACCCUGUCCAUCGGACACAUCUCAGUUGUCUACAUCACAUCAGCAUUACUGGGUUUCUUCAUGACUGGAUAUCUUCCGGUGGGCUUUGAAUUUGCCGCUGAGUUGACCUACCCGGAACCGGAAGGCACAUCUACAGGUCUCUUGAAUGCUGCAGCUCAAGUUUUUGGUAUCGCAUUUACCAUGGCUUAUUCAGAGAUUCUCAAUAGUAGUGGAGACAUAGUUGCUAACGUGACAAUGGCUGUGAUGUUAUUAGUUGGAUCGGUUGUUACGGCAAUCAUUCGAUCUGAUUUACGCCGCCAAGCGGCCCAGAAUCCAAAUGCCUAAAAAAUUCGCUCCAAAUUUCAGCAAAAUGCUAAUUUUAGGAAAAAUUUGUUUAAAACUCGUUGCAUUUCGAGAUUGGGUUUUUAAAGUGCGAGUAUAAAGAAAGGAUAAACUGUUGUUUAGAAAAUAUGACUAGUUUUUAUAUAUAUUUUAUAAGUUUAUUAAUCAAAAGUUUAGAUUAACAACAUUAACAAAUUCCACACACCCUGAAACCUGUUCAAAUAGGAUGAACCGAGAAAAAGGAUUCAAACUCAAACCUAAAAUUAAUUAGUCGGCACCUCUCCGCUGGAAUGUGCCUGAAUGCCAUAUAUCCUAUAUUCUGUGCACAUAUUUACAAUGGCGCAGAGAAAGCGAGUUGAAGUGAGACAGUCAAUUAAAUAAAACUUUAACAUUCGGUACCACCAGAUUUUAAAUUGCAUCACAUUGAUUGCUUUGAACUUUGAAGAAUUAAUAAAUAUUUAUAAAUUGGUAUUUUGUGAUGAAAACCACAUGAAAAAUCUUUAUCAUUUGAAUCACUAUGCUGAACACAAGUUGAAAGCAAUUAACUGUAUGAUAAAAUAUAUUAUCACCAUGAAAGUGGAAAAGUAUUUUAGGGUAAGUUUGUUGCUAGAUUAGUAAUACAAAGUACAAUAGUUAGUAUUAGCUGUGAUAACUUGUUAAAUUGUAAAAUGAACGUGCUAGAUUUGUAUUCAAGUAGUCGAUUGAACGAGAAAACCUCCCCAACCAGAUAGGGGGUGAGGGGGUAAUAUGCACCCCCUAAGGGAAAACUGUGAUUUCUCAGCCUUUACAGCAUUACUUUGGAAGAAUUUUGUUCGAUGUUCUAAAACAACUAUUAUUCAUCGUCAUCCAUGUGAAAAAAGUCUUACAAAACCUCAAAAUUGUUCGAAAAUAUCAAAUUUCUAAAAACAUUUUUGAUUCAUUUCAAACAUCCAUGCGGGGCAAUAUGCACCGCAACAUUGGGGCAAAAUGCACUACAACAACGGGGCAAAAUGCACCACAACAUGGGGCAAAAUGCACCGGGUUAAAAACAGUUUUCACUAGUCACCACUAGAUGACACCGCUGUUUUUACAAAGGAGCUUCCCAGCGGUGCAUUUUGCCCCGACCACGCUUUUUGCAGAAAAUUUAAUUAAAAAUGCAUUUUUUUAUUGUUUUUGGACUCAUCUAUCUACAGAAUAAUGAAGAUUAUGGCAAAAACUAUAUACCUCAACACUUACAAUAUCAAUAAAUGCUUUUUAUAUUGUCCAAAAAUCAUAAUGAAGGUUCAAUGAAAAUUAGAUGAAAACACAACAUUUUAAAGUUUUGCAAAUAACUUGAGCUGUUUCUAUACUGCGAUGCUCAAUUUUUUCCAGCAUGGUUUAGCAAUGUUAAGCUUCCAAUUUCUAUGAUUUUUUCCCCGGAAAAUUCUUCCAAAUACGGAGAAAAGCAGGGGGUGCAUUUUGCCCCGGGGGUGCAUAUUACCCCCUCUCCCCCUACCUAAUAUAGAGUAAAAUGACAAUAAAAGCCAAAAUAUGUCUAAAACAACCCAUUUAUGUUUAUAUAAUGUCACUCUUACUCGUUCUGCUGAUAUAAAAAGAUGCAAAUUAUAUUGAUGCAGUUUUGAAACUACAUUAUAUUGUGCAAUCCCUUAGACGAGUGCAAUAAAACAUUUUUUUUACACUGCUUCAUCUGAUGAUGUUGAAAAAGGGUGACAACAAUAUCCAACCUAUCCAAUGACAAUACAUGCAAUACCUUUAGAUGAUGCUUGGUAUUUAUUCAACUGAGAGUUAAUAACACAAACAAAAAACAAAAAGACUUAGAAUUUAGAUAAAAAUAACAUAAAAUAACAUUAUGAAUAAGCGCUCGUUACAAGUGGAAUUAUCUAGUCGGAAAGUUGUGAGUAAAAUUUUAAAGCCAAUUGGUAGAAUUACAAUUCCCUACACCGAAACUGCACACAUCCAAUACACCCACUCAAACAAAGAAACAAAUGCCAAAAAUAUUUUAGAUAACGAAUGUGUUUACCAAAAUAGUGUUUAAACUAGAACGAGAGUAGAAACUGAAUUAAUGUAAUCGAGCGACAAUAAAAAAAAAACAACAUAACAAAAAUGCAUAGCUGAGAAGAAAAAAAAACACCGGUAGUUGCCAUCCAUAAACGCGAAGGUGAUUUUUAAAGAAAUAUUAGGGUUCCGCUAUAACCACGCUUCACUUUUUUUUGCAUGGACAAAAUAUCAUCAAAUAGAUUCAGAGGUCAUGUCUUAAUACUAAAUCACUUGGAUUCUAGGCAAAUGUCCAGUUCUUAUGCUUGAGUGACUGUUACAAUCCAAAUAAUGCAGUGUUUUAACACAUAAACUCAUAAGCUGAAACGUCGGUUGUACCUUUUUCCUUAAAUUCCGACAUAUCUUAGUCGAUUUGAGAAUUCCAUGUUAACCAACUUAAAUUGCAGUUCACAAGGGUACAACCAUCUUUGAGCUUGAGAGUUUAAAUACUGAAGCAUAGCUGUAUGUGUGUGAAAUUUCUCACAAUAGUAAAAUCAGGUUGGAAACUGAAUAAAAGCUACACAUAUAACACAAUCCCAUUGAAACAAGAUAACAAUAUCAAACAACAAGUAAACGUGAAAUUCUUCGCAUGAGCAAUACAAAUAAAAUUUAAAACUCAUUUCACGGUA
Molecule: messenger RNA, 5432 nt
Organism: Culex pipiens pallens (northern house mosquito)
Lineage: Eukaryota; Metazoa; Arthropoda; Insecta; Diptera; Culicidae
Product: feline leukemia virus subgroup C receptor-related protein 2
Exons: 11
Coding region: 1372-2793 (473 amino acids)
Biological process (GO): heme export; transmembrane transport
Cellular component (GO): membrane
Molecular function (GO): heme transmembrane transporter activity; heme binding
Source: RefSeq, a predicted model, not a curated record